UAUUGGUGAAACUGAAACCGUUUCGCUGUCUCUCCAGUCAAGGCGGGAAGUCUGGUGCAGUCCAGAAGUGCACAGCCUGCAGGGGGCGUGGUAUGCGCAUUAUGAUCAGACAACUGGCUCCUGGCAUGGUCCAACAGAUGCAAUCAGUGUGCACUGAUUGUAAUGGUGAAGGUGAGGUGAUCAGUGAGAAGGACCGCUGCAAAAAAUGUGAGGGGAAGAAGGUGAUUAAAGAGGUGAAGAUUCUGGAAGUGCAUGUGGAUAAAGGUAUGAAGCACGGACAGAAGAUCACCUUCGGCGGGGAGGCAGACCAGGCACCUGGAGUAGAACCUGGAGACAUUGUCCUGGUCCUGCAGGGAAAGGAGCAUGAGACAUACAGAAGAGAAGGCAACGACUUGUCCAUGACCCAUAAGAUCGGCCUUGUUGAAGCACUUUGUGGUUUCCAUUUCACAUUGAAACACUUAGAUGGUAGACAGAUUGUGGUGAAAUACCCAGCUGGCAAAGUCAUUGAGCCAGGUUCAGUCAGAGUUGUCAGAGGGGAAGGCAUGCCACAGUACCGUAACCCCUUCGAGAAGGGUGACCUGUUCAUCAAGUUUGACGUGCAGUUCCCAGAAAACAAUUGGUUAAGCCCAGAGAAGCUGUCGGAAUUGGAGGAUUUGCUGCCCACACGGGCCGAUCCACCCGUCAUCUCUGGAGACGCGGAGGAAGUGGAAUUGCAGGAGUUUGUAAGCCAGAGCUCCUCUGGUGGUCACCGCCGUGAGGCGUACAACGACAGCUCAGAUGAAGAAGGAGGGCAUCACGGUCCUGGCGUGCAGUGUGCCCAUCAGUAACCCUGACUACAGCAAAUAUCUUGUCUGGCUCCAACAGUGGGGAUUAAAAAAAUGAUCUAGUUGCACAACAAACAGGUGUGUUUAUAAUCUGAUUCGGGGCUGCCUUAAAUGAUGAGAAUUACAUACAGCCAUUCCUGACCACCUGAUUCCCUUGUAGUAAACGCACCGAUGAUCCCGCAUCUAGUAACUCUUUCUUGCCCCUCCUCCUCUCCCAGCAGCCCUUUAGAGACAACCCCACUUCAGAGAGAAAAGGGUAAUUGCUACGUACUGUGUGUAACUUGCAUUUUUUUUUUUGUUGUCAUAAUAUUCACAAGUUUAAAUCUAACCAUAAAAUGCAGUUUUGGCCCUGGACAUGAGCCUUUUUUUUUUUUUUUUUGGGAGAGCAGUGGCCUAAUGGAAGAGGAGUUGAGAGAUCCUAAAACAACAAAAACAAAAUAGAAAUGGGACUUCAUCACCAAUCCAUUUUUAGAUUUGUUUGUAUCUGUGCGCUAUUUUUACCACUUUAUUUUAUUUGUAGAUUUUUUUUUUUUUUUUUCCCUUUCUUUUGGAAUUUUAAGAAUUGGAACAAGAGACUAUAACAUGUAUAAAAUAAGUGAUUGUCAUUUAAGCUUUGUAUCAGCAGCUGUCACAUUUGAGUGUUUUAUGUUUUGAAAUAGUUGAAAUAAAAUCAAUUGCCUAUAUUUGUCAGCAAUCCAGGUGCAUGUUGAACAUUUUGGUCCCUUCACUGAUUGAAAGAGAGUGACAUCAUGCGUAAUAAAAUGAGUGGAGGAAAAAGCACCUUUACUAUAGGCCUAUAUCUUCUGUGAAAAUUUGAGUUGAAUAAACUGUCCUUCAAUAUCUCCUCAA
Messenger RNA from Sinocyclocheilus anshuiensis, 1673 nucleotides. RefSeq names its product dnaJ homolog subfamily A member 2-like. The transcript has 5 exons. Gene Ontology annotation, biological process: protein folding. Gene Ontology annotation, molecular function: Hsp70 protein binding. The annotation marks the transcript as partial. The record is from RefSeq and is a predicted model, not a curated record. Lineage: Eukaryota; Metazoa; Chordata; Actinopteri; Cypriniformes; Cyprinidae.